CGGAGUGCCGGGCGUGGGGGAGCAGAGCCGCGGAGAGAGGUCACGUUGCAGCUGGGCGUCGUUACUCGCGAGGAGUCCUGACCGCGGUUGGACAGGGGCGGCUUGGCGCAGACCUUUUGGGGAGCCCGCCUUCUCGGGAAGGAGCGCGAGGGAAGAAGCUACAGGUCGGGACGCUCUGUGGAGACUCGCCCGACCCUUCCUGUGCCAGGGCGCGCUGCCAUGAGAGAGUACCUGGAAGUGCACUGAAAAUAUGUGUUGAUGAUAUGGGUGCUGAGUAUCACCAUGUGUCAAAGUCAAGUUUUUUCAGUGUGAACUAAAACAGUGGGUUAUAUGUGCAUGGUGGAAAAACUGCAGCAUGUUGCAUGGUUACUUAUAGUAUUCCUGCCCCAAUGUUGGGUUGACCCUAGCAGUUGGUUAUGGAGGGGCAAAAUGAAGUGGACAUUUCUAACAAUAAUGUUAUACCCUUGUGGAGAAGGAGGACAGCCCACCAAGUCAAUUUGCAUGCAAAGAACAAUGCCAGGCCCCAGUCCUACCAGAGCUCCACUGGGGUCCUCUUCACUGAUUUUCCUGUGGAAGACCGGGAUAUGUUCACUUUAACUCAGCCUGCUGAAACAAUAAUUACUUCUCCAGUCAAUAAAUCUGUUGAGAAGAAUACUUUGCAUUUCAGCGGCAGCCUCAGUUCAGUGCCAAACGAGAAGGUUCAAUUUCCAGAGAACAAAUCUCUCACCCCUAGGCUUUCUGGCAGGACACCUCAAGUCCUAAAAAUGGUUGCAAACAAUUCUAUAAAUUGUACAGCUGGCAGCUCUAUAAAUCCAUCAGGCAGUAGACUGAUUUGCUCAGCAAAGGUUUCCGAUCAAUCAUCGCUUAGCCCUGAGAAGGAGCAAAUUGUUUUCACACCGAGCCUUGGAUUUUCUCCAACAGAAAGCAUGCAUUUACCAAACAACAAAACAACCACUGCCUCAGCAUGCCAACCAAACCAGCCUCCUAUAGCUCCAGAGAAGGCACCUGUUUGCUUGUCUGCUCCUUCCAAACAGCAACAUCUACCUCUCCAAAGACUGCCAUCGAAUCAGAAUGAGCUCACAGAAGCACAGCCUGUUGUUUUGAGCACAAAUAGUCUUGCUGCAUUAAAAGUGGGGAAGCAACAGAUCAUCCCUAAGAGUUUGGCUUCUGAAAUAAAAGUAAGCAACAAAUACUAUAGCCAAAAUGUGGAGCCAAACAGAAGGGCUCUUAAAGUUCGCAGCAUGGUGGAGCCUCUUAAUGCUCCUUUGGUAGCUGAAGAAGAUGAAGAAGCAGAAGGUGAUGUGGAUAGUCCAGGGAUGUUGAGGCGUGGUUUGAGGUCCACUUCAUAUCGGCGAGCCGUUGUGAGUGGUGUUGAGUUUGACAAUACAGCCAACUUUAAGAAGAAAAACAGAAUGUCUCAGCCUGUGCUGAAAGCAGUUGUUGAAGACAAGGAGAAGUUCUCUAGUUUAGGAAGAAUAAAGAAGAAAAUGCUGAAAGGACAAGGGACAUUUGAUGGAGAAGAAAAUGCUGUGUUGUAUCAGAACUACAAAGAAAAAGCACUAGAUAUAGAUUCUGAUGAAGAGGUAGAAUCGAAAGAACAGAAGUCAGAUGAAAAGAUAGUUAUUCAAUACAAACCUCUGAGAUCAACAUGGAGUCAGUUGUCUGUGGUGAAGAGGAAUGGUCUAUCUCAGACUAUCAGCCAAGAAGAAAGAAAAAGACAAGAGGCUAUAUUUGAAGUAAUAUCUUCAGAACAUUCAUACUUGCUCAGUCUGGAUAUUCUGAUCCGGAUGUUUAAGAACUCCAAGGAGCUCAGUUCUACGAUGACCAAAACGGAAAGCCAUCACCUUUUUUCCAAUAUUGCUGAUGUUUGUGAAGCAAGCAAGAAAUUCUUUAAAGAGCUUGAAGCAAGGCAUCGGAAUAACAUCUUCAUAGACGAUAUUAGUGAUAUUGUGGAAAAGCAUACUUCAUCAACUUUUGAUCCUUAUGUAAAAUAUUGUUCAAAUGAAGUCUACCAGCAGCGAACACUGCAGAAACUAUUAGCUGGAAAUCCCAACUUCAAGGAAGUUCUGUCACGAAUUGAAUCCCAAGAAGAAUGCAGGAACUUGCCUAUGAUUUCUUUCCUUAUCCUCCCGAUGCAGAGGGUUACACGACUUCCACUGUUGAUGGAUACUAUUUGCCAAAAGACACCCAAAGAUUCACCAAAAUAUGAAGUCUGCAAGCGGGCACUAAAAGAAGUAAGCAAGUUGGUUCGCCUCUGCAAUGAAGGUGCUCAAACGAUGGAAAGGACAGAAAUGAUGUACACUAUUAAUUCCCAAUUGGAAUUCAAGAUCAAGCCUUUUCCAUUGGUGUCUUCUUCCCGGUGGCUAGUGAAACGGGGUGAAUUGACAGCAUAUGUGGAGGAUACUGGGCUUUUCUCUAAAAGGACUUCCAAGCAACAGGUGUACUUCUUCCUCUUUAACGAUGUUCUAAUUAUCACAAAGAAGAAAAGUGAAGAGAGCUACAAUGUCACAGACUAUUCCUUAAGGGAUCAGCUGUUAGUUGAACAGUGUGACAGUGAAGAGCUGAAUUCCUCUCCUGUAAAAAACAGUACAACUAUGCUUUACUCCCGGCAGACUUCUGCAAAUCACCUCUUCAGAUUAAGUAUCCUAAGUAACUAUGCAGGAGAGAAAAUUGAACUUCUGCUGGGAACUGAAACUCAGAAUGAGCGUGCUCGCUGGAUUACUGCACUUGGACAGAGCAGUGAUAGACGUUCCAUGGAUAGGACAACACUGACCCAAGUAGAGGUCAUGAGAUCAUACACUGCCAAGCAAUCAGAUGAACUCUCUCUCCAAGCUGCCGACGUGGUUCUGGUUUACCAAAAAGUGAAUGACGGUUGGUAUGAAGGAGAGCGAUUGCGUGACGGAGAGAGAGGCUGGUUUCCAAUGGAAUGUGCUAAGGAGAUCACAUGUCAAGCCACAAUUGAGAAGAACAUGGAAAGGAUGGGGCGUUUGCUGGGCCUGGAAACAAACGUAUAGACCCUUCCCUGCCUUAUCUGUAAUCUAGGAUUGGCACUUCGUCAGUUGUGUGGUUUCUUGGGCUGCCCUAGGUGGCUACUUAAUAACUGUAGCAUGUGAAAAAGGGUUACAGCUAUGUGCAUUUAUUAGGAGUGGAAGCAGCCCAGGGGAACUGCAUGCAAAUAGGAAUAAGCUAAAAUUAUUUGAAUCAAUAAAACUUUUUAAAUUUUACAAAUAAUUGUUUUUCAAUAAAAGCUAGUUAAAAAUUUAUAGAUUCCUGAUAAUCACUUGACCUAAGGUGGCUAAUCAGCCACUGCUGAGUCUUAAUUUAGAUACAACAUCUUUUAGAAAGUAGUUUUAGAGUCCAUUCAUUUCAUUUACCCCUUUCCUUUGUCUCUAUCCAGCAAGGAAGAUCAUAUGAAAAAGCAGGCUUCCAUAUACACCAUUAGAUCUGGCCUGAGUCAGCUGGAUGUGUGUCUUUCUAGUUGGCCUAUGGCCACAGAGCACGGCCAUUGAUUAUUAGUUAGAACCAAGUCCCAUUAAAAAAAGGCAAGACUAAAGUGCGCACACAGUUAACAGUUAACUGUGUUGAUUUCACCACAAUUUACAGGUAACUUUCAUUCUAUUAUUCAUGUAGUUACCAUGUCUGCCACAUACUGCUCACACCUGCGACUCUUAUAUGUCAUCUUUAAUGUAUUUGUAUUUUAUAUAAUAUUUAUUGGUAGCUUUCCAAUACCUGCUUCAGCCACUUUCCUUUUAGAACUACCAUUCAUAAAGCAGGUAGAGAACAAGAGGAAAACAAAAACAGAACAGGUGGCUCGAACUGUUAACAUUUGGCAAUAUGUAACCAGCUGGUCAGCAGUAGGCACAAAUGUUCUGAGCCAGCAAGAGCCACCCACCCUAAAGACUGUAAGUCUUUUAACCGUGCAAAGCACCACUUAGAGCUAAAAACAGGCUAGGUUACAUGCGUGCUAAAUCCUAACUUCAAAGUAGGGAUCCCUUACAGCUCACCACCAAGCAGAGCUGUUUGACACCCCUCAGAGUCUAAGUAGGCCUGGCAAAACGAACAGGGUUAGCAUUGUCUAAUGUAAUGUCUAGUUGAACAGGAUUGGUCAUCACACUUUGCUUUGGCCCACUUGGCAACACUGGCAGGGCCAAGGUGGUUGCUAUGAGGAUAAAACGGAGGAAGGGAGACUGAUGAUGUAAUCGGCUUUGGGUUUAAGUAACUUCUCUGAAAAGCAUUUCACCAGUAGUUUCAUAUGUAACUGGGCAUUAGGAGGAAUUGAAUAGCAGCCCUUCUUUGUAUUACAUAACACCUUGGUAAUCCUUCAGGCUUAAAACACCUAUAAUGAAAACACUGACAAUUUCAGAUCAGGAUGUAAGAUCUUCCAGAGACCAAAUCAGACAUGGAAAAAAAUUCUGAAUUCAACUGUGUCCUUAAAAUUUUUCCAGAAUUUCUCCCUUCAACCUUAAAAUAAAAGGAUAGAAUUGUGGAAGAAUUACAAGUUUGAUUUUUGUAGGAAUCAUAUGAUCUGUCAGUCCAGUGUGGCAUAGUGGUUAGAGUGUCCGACUAGGAUUUGGGAGACCCAGGUUCAAAUCCACUCCGUGUCAUGGAAACUUGCUGAAUGACCUUGGGCCAGUCACCCUCUCUCAGCCUAACCUACUUCACAGGGUUGUUGUGAGAAUAAAAUGGAUGAGAUCACAAUCAUGUAAGCCGCUUUGGGUUCCCAACUGGGACAAAAGGCAGAGUAUAAAUAAAAUAAUGAAAUAUUCAGUAGUUAUAAAGUGUGAUGCAGCCUUCCUGUGAGCUGCUGUAGAGCAAUCCAGGCACUGACUGUGAAAACGGAACAUUCAGCAAAGUGGUAAUGCUGUUGUUGACGUGAGAUCAACUUCCCAACAGGGCAUUAGGCACCGUUAAACUCAUUUGCCCCGUUGCAGAAAAAGGUCAGUCGCUCUUUCAGUUGAAAUCAGCAGGACUUUAAUUAGAUAAGCUGGCCAAUACGACUUCAAGUGUAACUUUCCGUGGACUGGGGGCUAUUGAUCUUCGGCAGGAUGUUUUAGUAACUUCCCUGCCCGGGAGAGGAACCUUCCUGUGAUUGAUUGCAUGAUCUGUGAAUGUCUCGUUACAUAUCUCCAGGAUGGAGUUCACAGGAGUUUGUCAAACCGCACUGUAAAUAGGAAUUUGUAAUUGCAUUUGUAGUUAAUUUAUAAACAGGAAUUAAUUUGCAACUUUUUCUUUUUUUUUGUAAAUAGGCAUUUAUUUUCUAUAUCGUGUGUUAUAAGUGUACCUUUGACCAGUUUUGCUACGGUUUAUUUCUUAACAGGAAUCACAAAAAGAAGGUGUAGGAGAAAGGGAUAAGAUUUUUUUAACUUCUGCUGUUUUCUCCCUUGGAUAGAAGUCACAUAUUGUAAUAUUUAUGUACAAUAAAAUUGGUCAAUGAAUAUAUGGAUAGAGGUAAAUCUGCACUUCCAUCUCUAAUGAAGCAGGUACCAGUUUCAGCGCAGACUGCGGGAAUCAGCAGCACUGCAAGGCUCUGAUCUAGGCAUGUGGAGAAUGAAUCCGAGUUGCAAAGCUGUGGAAUAAAUCCAAACUGUUAUACAUGGAUUGUGAGUGAUGCAGCAGUUGUCAUCCUGUCCAGAAUGUGUUGCACGUAUAUAUGUACAUCUUCACAUGUAAAUAAAUAUGCUGCCGCCUACACAGCAGUUUCUUAGAUUUGUGUUCAUCAGCACUGCCAAAAUUACUGCACAUUUUACUGUUGUGCUUGAUGAGACUUUCCCUUUUGGGCCAACACUGCCAAAGGACAACAACUAUGAAAAGGGAAAAAAUCACCUUGACUGCCUUCUGACCCACCAACACAGUGAUGCUGUCCACAUGUUAGACACAGAAGGUCUAGCUGCUGGGAGAGAGAGAGAAGCACACCUAGUAGCUUCAAGUGCUUUCCCAUCAAAAGGGGGGGGGGGUGAAGAAAUUUCCCAUCAGUCUUCAUGUUUUCAAAGCCCUGUAAAGUUAUAACAAAAGACUGCUUUGAAUACCCUAAUGCAGUAUUCUGAUUUAAUAAAAACAAAAUUCUGUAUACUGGAAGAUAUUUAGCACAAUAAAACUGUUUUUUUUAAGGUAUCAGGCUUAAGAAUUUCUAUAUACCAAGCUUUUCCCCUCAAAAAUGUUUUUUCUCUCCUAUGUCGUCUUUAGUUGACAUGAGAGUUGAAAAUAUUUCUAAUGCAAGAUAAAUACUAAACUACAAAUGGUCAGAUCAGAAUGACUAAGUUCACAUACUCAUCUGGAGAAUUCAGCGGUGUGGUAAAUGAGCAAGUCCACACACCUUUCAUCUGUCUUUAUGGAACGUGGUCCACAUACAUGCAUGCUUAGGUUGAUCUGUUCCUGUUCUCUCUCACCUCUCCCAUUUUUGAGGAAGGAGGAACCAUACAGAUUAAGAUAUACACACAUAAAUAGCACUUGUAUUCACUUUUUCUGCAUAAGGGGAACAUGGUGCACAUAUACCUGCUUCAACACUGAAGCAGGAACCCUUGCCAAGUUAAGAAGUGAAACUACUAAAUUUGCAGGGAAAGUAGCAGGUGACUAUUACAUUUCUUCCUUUGCUUUAGGGCUUUGGGACUCCCAACUAAACAUGCUGCCGGUUCAGAGCCCCUUGGGCAGUCUUUAGUCAAUUAACUAAAACAAUAGACUACAUUUCCAACAGGGACAUAAAGGCAUUCCAUGCAGUGGCAAAUGAAACAGGAAGCUGUUACAGAAAUGACAACUGCAGCAUGGGAUAUCUGCCUCUUCCCGUCCCUUUGAUGUCAAACACAGGGGAGGAUAAGGUCUAAAUCAAUUGGAAAUUAGAUUGUGUUUUAGCACCAGUGCAUAAGGGCUACAUCUUUCUUCUAUAUUUGUCCUGACUUUUUAAAUGUAACACUUGCCGCAAGUUGAUGGUUGAUGCGGCGUCCUCCAGCCACAUACACGUUACUUAUGCACCAUUGAAAAUAAGCUUAUGCAUUUCUUUUCUAAGACUCUCAAUUUUUAAUCAAUUGUUUGUAUAGUGUGGCAAUACUAUAUGUUCAACACUCCACGUGAAGCAUUCUUUCCUUUUGUACAGUAGUCUCAAUAAAACAUUUUA
Molecule: messenger RNA, 7108 nt
Organism: Eublepharis macularius
Lineage: Eukaryota; Metazoa; Chordata; Lepidosauria; Squamata; Eublepharidae
Gene: ARHGEF26
Product: Rho guanine nucleotide exchange factor 26
Exons: 16
Coding region: 417-3014 (865 amino acids)
Biological process (GO): activation of GTPase activity
Molecular function (GO): guanyl-nucleotide exchange factor activity; protein binding
Source: RefSeq, a predicted model, not a curated record